AUGAAUGAAACAAACCAGACGGCUGAGAAUGGAUUCACCCUCCUUGGUCUGUCGACCAUCCCGUACCUACAAGCUAUUUUCUUCUCCCUGUUUCUGGCUAUGUAUGUAGCCACUCUAGUAGGAAACACUUUGCUUAUUGUAGCUGUGAGACUAAAUACUCAGCUCCAGACCCCAAUGUAUUUCUUCCUCAGUAAUCUCGCCUUCAUUGACAUCUGUUUCUCCUCUACUGUAAUACCCCAACUUUUGGCAAACACUUUAGUUGAUGAUGGAAAAAUUUCACUGUUAGGUUGUGCAACUCAGAUGUUCAUAUCUUUAGUUCUUGGUGCAACAGAAUGUUUACUGCUGGCAGUCAUGUCCUUCGAUCGAUACGCAGCUAUCUGUAAACCAUUACACUACAAUGUUAUCAUGAACAGGAAAUUGUGCAUCUCUCUAACAACCGGUUGCUGGACAGUCUGUAUAAUAAAUUCCUGUGUCCAUGUUGUCUUAACUUUUAAACUGCCCUUUUGCAGGUCCCACCAUGUUAACCACUUUUUUUGUGAGGGGCCUCCUUUCUUUCGAAUGUCUUGCUCUGACCCCUUGAUUAAUGAGAUUGCAAUGUAUGUCUCUGUUGUUGUUAUUGUGACGUGUUCCUUCUUGUUAACACUAGUGUCUUAUAUUCACAUUAUUUCAACAAUAUUAAACAUUCAUUCUUCUGAUGGACGUCAUAAAGUUUUCUCAACCUGCGCAUCCCACCUCAUCGUGGUCAGUCUCUAUUACACUACCAUCAUGUCCAUGUAUCUUCAGCCACAUUCUGCAUACUCUCCUAAAACAGACAAAGAUAUUUCCCUUCUCUACACAACGGUUACACCAAUGCUGAAUCCCAUUGUCUACAGCAUCAGAAAUAAACUUGUUAAAGGCACCAUACAGAGAAUAUUUACCAGACACAUUUUCAUUCAUAAUUAUUGA
Pelobates fuscus (common spadefoot toad) is the source of this 945-nucleotide messenger RNA. RefSeq names its product olfactory receptor 1361-like. Gene Ontology annotation, biological process: G protein-coupled receptor signaling pathway. The coding region runs from base 1 to 945 and encodes 314 amino acids. Gene Ontology annotation, molecular function: G protein-coupled receptor activity; odorant binding; olfactory receptor activity. Gene Ontology annotation, cellular component: membrane. The record is from RefSeq and is a predicted model, not a curated record. The transcript has a single exon. NCBI's taxonomy places the organism in Eukaryota, Metazoa, Chordata, Amphibia, Anura, Pelobatidae.